This is a messenger RNA of Emiliania huxleyi CCMP1516, 2217 nucleotides long. RefSeq lists its product as hypothetical. The record is from RefSeq and is a predicted model, not a curated record. The coding region runs from base 1 to 2217 and encodes 738 amino acids. Lineage: Eukaryota; Haptophyta; Isochrysidales; Noelaerhabdaceae. Gene Ontology annotation, molecular function: dipeptidyl-peptidase activity. The transcript has a single exon.
AUGGCUCUCCAGGCGCUCUGCGGGCUUGUGUCUGCACUUCCAGCUCCGCUUCCUGCCGUUGCCGAGCCCUUGUGGCAAGCCGCCAGGGACGCUGAGACUGAGAUGGACCACGACCAUCAGAAUGCGCGCAUCACGAAGUUUGCAAAGGACCAUCAGUACAUUGCCGACAGCAUGCAGAACGACCCGGACCUUCAUGCCCUCUGGAUGAACGGCGUGGCAGCGGUAGCAGACAGCUGGCAGGCCGAGCGUUCAGCCACCGACACGGUGUCCGACGAGACGGCGGACGCCUCCUCCAAGGUGGUGCCAGGUCCCAUCAAGGCGAUAGCCGCGUCGACGGUACACCUCCUUUUUGAGACGCCCGAGGCCUUCGCCUGGGAGCGGGCGCAAGCGUCGGCAAUGUCAGUCGCGCAGGCUCUCAAGAUCGGCGACCUGGAAUACGCCGGCCCCCUCCCUGUCCGCUGGCGGCACCACAGCCUGCCUCGCGAGGAGGGUGUGGUGCUCAAGCUGACGGCGGCAAUACCGGACGCGCCGCCACCGGAAGGCUCGGACGGCUACCCCGUGAUCGUCUUUCCAAACGCCUUCUCUCUCACAGUCUUCAUGUUCUCGUUCAAGCAGCACGAGUGGGCGACCAAGGGCUUCAUCGGUGUCUCAUACCUCUCGAGGGGGUGGUACGAGGCGGGCGGGUACCCCGACAUGGGCGGCCCGCUCGACAUGGAUGACGCCUCCGCCGUCAUCGACAUGGUGGAGGCGCACGCUUCCGAGUGGGGCGCCGACCCCAGCGCUCUCGCCUUUGCCGGGCUCAGCUACAGCGCGGGGCUCGCCGUCCUCGCCGCGGCGCACGACGCGCGAAUCAAGGCGGUCGCCAGCCUCUGCGGCUGGGGCAACCUGACCAACGUCGUCGACCCGCAGGGCGCGCCAAAUCGCUUUUACAUCGAGGGGAUCAAGCUGCUCGCGGACAUUGGUGCUUCGCGCCUGCCGGCGGAGCAGAUCGAGCUGCUGGACAUCUCCAUCCACCAUGCCAGGUCGAGGGAGGACUGGAACAGGGACGCGCCCCGACUCAUGAGCUACGUCGACCAGCGGUCGAUCGAGCGCUUCCCAAAAAAGCUCUGCCGAAGAGGCACGCCCGUCUUCCUCGCUCUCAACGCCGACGAUGGGCUGCUAACCUCGGACGCAGGACUGCAGACUCGGCAGUUCCUCCACGGCGCCGGAUGCCGCGUCUUCACCAUGGUGGACGAGGGCGAGCACGCCUUCUCCGCCUUCCCGAACCUGAUGAUCCCGUCGACGAUGCUCACGGCGUUCCCCGUCAACGAGUGGCUGAUCAAGGGGAUGGGCUACCGGCAGCCGCUGUGGCAGCGCACGUUCGACUUCUUUGACACCUUCCUUCGCGGCGCGCAUGGCCGAUUCGAGGAGGAGGCGCCCAUCCAGUUCCAGCUUCGCUCUUCAAAGACGGGCGUGGGCAUGUACUUUGCGGAGCCAACCUACCUCGGCUUCGAGGAGUGGCCGCCAAGGCGGUCGGUGGUCACGCCCACGGCCUUCGCGAUGACCGACUCGGGCGGGCUCAUCGGCAGCGUCGAGGGCGUCGCUCAUCGGCAGCGCGCCCCCGGCCUGUGCGACACCUCGAUCGCCUUUGGGACCGCGUCAGGCAUCAACCCCGGGGUGCCAAUCCUCGGCACGGUGCUCAAGACCACCGGCGGCGUCCAGUCCCGCACCUUCCUCGACAAGGUGAACCGGACGGCGGCGGCCAUCUACCGCACGCCACCGCUCGAGCGCGGCGCCACCAUCUGCGGGCUGCCGAACGCGAGCCUGUCCGUGCUCCCUUCGCGCGCCGGGCGCCCCCCCCACUCCCCGGGCGACCCUCCAGAGAGCUUGCCGCGUUUCCAGGUCCACACAGUGCUGUUUGACAUCGAGGAGGACGGGAACAGCGCCAAGCUGCUCACGUCUGGCGUGCGCAACGUCUGGAUGCCCGGCGUCGCAGGCCUGAAUGGCGGCUGGGCGGGCCCUGGCACCGAGCUCACGGUGGGCAUGCACGCUCUCUGCGUCGAGGUGCCCGCCGGUCAUGCGAUCGGCUUGGGCGUCGACCUGUUCAACGUCUACUACACGCCCGCGAGCACGGACCCGGCCCUUCGGCUCGGCCUCUCGUGCGAUGCCCGCAGUCGCCUCGCCCUGCCAGUGGUCAACAGCGGCGACGGUGCCCCUCAGACCCACACGCUUCUGUGA